AUAAGAGCAAACACAGUGACAAGAGCGAGCACAAUCUUGGCUCACGUGCUUCUGGACGGAAAGUUUUCAUAAGAAAGUCAGGGAACGUUGAAAGCAAGAGAUUUUUCAUGGAGAUAUCCAAAAAGAGGAGAAAUAGGCCAUGGUGGUGAAAAGGAAUUGAACGCAACAAAGCCUCCUAAAUGAUUUUUGUUUUUUAUGGUCUCUCGUGUAAAGAAGGAAAGAAUUUAAAGUCAUCCGUCCUGUUCGAUUUGGAAUUACGGUGCCAUGAAGAUCUCUGAAGGAGCGCUGGACUUGGACACCACGGAUUACGCGGUGGCUCUGGAUCCCAGCUACACCAUGCUGGAGUUUGACAGCCUCAAAGUUCUGCCAGUGGACGCAGAGCCUUUGAGGCCCGAGCCGUCCCCUGUAGCCACAGCCAGGCUGCCCCAAGCCAUAACCAUGCUGUGCUCCAUCUGCGCAGAUAAAGCCACCGGGAAACACUACGGAGCAUCCAGCUGCGACGGCUGCAAGGGCUUCUUCAGGAGGAGCGUACGCAAGAACCAUGCCUACACAUGCAGGUUCAGCAGGCAGUGUGUGGUGGACAAAGACAAGAGGAAUCAGUGUCGGUACUGCAGACUACGGAAGUGCUUCAGGGCCGGCAUGAGGAAAGAAGCUGUACAGAACGAGCGAGACAGGAUCAGCUGCCGGAGGGAAGCUCAGGGAGUCGGGACUCUGACCAUCAGCAUCCUGUUGAAGGCUGAAGAGUGCACACAUCAGUUCUCCGCUCUGACUCCGCCCAUUAGGGACGUUAUCACCAAGAAGAUCGCUCGACCGGCUGACGUUUGCGAAUCCAUAAAGCAGCAGCUCCUCCUCUUGGUGGAAUGGGCCAAACGCAUCCCUGAGUUCUGCGAGCUGUCGGUGGACGACAGGGUCAGCUUACUGCGAGCUCAUUCUGCUGAGCACCUCAUCCUGGGCGUGGCUCGCCGCUCGCUUCCAUUCAACGAUGUCAUCCUGUUAGGAAAUGACUUCAUCAUCCCAGUUAACGGUCCAGAGCUGGAGAUGUCCAAAGUGGCUGCACGUGUCCUAGAAGAGCUGGUCAGGCCUCUCAGAGAGCUGGACAUAACUGAUACAGAGUUCGCCUGCCUCAGAGCCAUCGUCUUCUUCGCUCCGGAUUGCCCGGGGCUGGAGCGUGCUCAGAUGGUGCGCAGGCUGCGUUUCCAGGCCCACGUGUUACUGGAUGAGGCGACGUGCGAGCAGCGCGGCCGGUUUGGGGAACUGCUGCUGUUGCUGCCUCCGCUGCAGAGCACCGCCUGGCACAUGGUGGAGCAGCUCCAGCUUGCUCGGCUCCUAGGAGAAGCCAGCAUGGACAGCCUGCUGCAAGAGAUGCUGCUCGGAGAAUCAGCCCCAGGCUCAAACCCAGAAGUCCUCGGGUUCAGUCCUCCUGUAGACCCGGUUCUACCACGGAACCUACACCCUGAACACGUGGUACUGCCAAACUUCACCUCCGUCAUCCUCCCUGUACCGUCCUCUCUAGCUGGAGUUCCUCUACUCGCUGUCCAGCCUGGCGCUCAGCUCUACACACACACACCUUCUGUAGAAAUGCCACUGGAGAUAGACAGCUGUCUCACCAAGCCUGCAGUCCACACAUGUCUCUGAGCACACACACACACACACACACACACACACACACACACACACACAAACACUCAUGUCUAUGUGUAUUAUAAUGCAUCUUACUGCUCUAUGUUCCCUCUUAUACCAAGACCAUGAAAACUUUGUCUCAUGUCUAAUUAGUUGGUGUUCAGGAGCACAACAUAACAAAUAUAUCUUGUAGAUGAUUAUUUUUGAUCAGGAGAUGUAAAAAUAUUUUGUAAAAACAAAAGAUUAAAGAUUAAAGAUUAAAUUAAUUAAAUUGGAGAUUAAAUAAAUGGUCACCAGCAGGGGGCGGCAGUGAGGGCACGCCACGCUCAGAGCUCGUCUGAGGACCAGGAUACAACAUCAUAUUUUAUCGCUUUUUUAAAUUUCAUCAAAUCAGUUCCUUUAUUGUCCUUAAGUCUAAUCCGAAUCCAGUCGUUCUGUUUGUGAUGAAUUCUCUGGCUUACAUACUGUACACAUACAGUAUACACACAUACACACAUACACAUGUACACACAUAUACACAUACAAACACGUAUACACAUACACAAAUACACGUACACACAUACACAUGUACACACAUACACACAUACACAUACGCACACAUACAUACACAUACACAUGUACACACAUACACACACAUACACAUGUACACACAUACACAUACGCACACAUACAUACACACAUACACAUGUACACACAUACACACACAUACACAUGUACACACAUACACAUCUACACAUACGCACACAUACAUACACACAUACACAUGUACACACAUACACACACGCACACACACAUACGCACACACAUAUACACACACACACACAUACACACACACAUACUGUAAUUAUGACAUUUUAGUUCAAUAAAGUUUAAUGGUCUGUUUACAUUGUGUAGAAUCCUGCUCUUAAAUCACCAUGUAUUCUAAUGAUAUGAUCAAAAUGUUUUCUGUCUGUCUGUCUCCCUGUCUGUCUCCCUGUCUGUCUCACUGUCUGUCUCCCUGUCUGUCUCCCUGUCUGUCUCCCUGUCUGUCUGCCUGUCUGUCUCACUGACUGUCUGCCUGACUGUCUUCCUGUCUUUCGGAAUCUGCUUCUCUCUAUCAGCCUACAUCUCUCUGGCUUUUUAUGUCUGCCUUUCUCUCUGUAACUGCCUCUCUGUCUAUCUGACUCUCUGUAUGAGUCUCUGUCUCUCUCUCUCUCCCUCUCUCUCUUUUUCUCUGUUUUGGCCUAUUAGCCUGUUUGUCUGUCUUUCUAUUUUGUCUGCUUAUCUCUCCCCUCUGUUUUUCUCUGCCUGUCUGUCCAUCUCUCUCUCUCUCUCUCUCUCUCUCUCUCUCUCUCUCUCUCUCUCUCUCUCUCUCUCACACACACACACACACACACACACACACACACACACUUUUUCUGUCUCUCUUCCUGUUUCUGUUUGUCUCUUUUUGCAGCGUCAGCACUGACUCCACACAUAAUUCCACUGAGACGAGUGAAAUGACUCUGUGACUGUAAUAAAGUGUUCAAGCUGGUGAAAUA
Molecule: messenger RNA, 3140 nt
Organism: Tachysurus vachellii
Lineage: Eukaryota; Metazoa; Chordata; Actinopteri; Siluriformes; Bagridae
Gene: hnf4b
Product: hepatic nuclear factor 4, beta
Exons: 10
Coding region: 265-1635 (456 amino acids)
Biological process (GO): cell differentiation; anatomical structure development; positive regulation of transcription by RNA polymerase II
Molecular function (GO): nuclear receptor activity; RNA polymerase II cis-regulatory region sequence-specific DNA binding; zinc ion binding
Source: RefSeq, a predicted model, not a curated record